Molecule: messenger RNA, 615 nt
Organism: Besnoitia besnoiti
Lineage: Eukaryota; Apicomplexa; Conoidasida; Eucoccidiorida; Sarcocystidae
Exons: 6
Coding region: 1-615 (204 amino acids)
Source: RefSeq, a predicted model, not a curated record
AUGGGAUUCUCUACAGUGAGAAGAAGGACGGGAGUGUUCGUCUUGGCCCUUUGCAUCUUGACGCAGUCCGUAACUUGCCAGACAGAUUCGGACUUUCGGAUCGAAUCCCCCGAAUUUGGGGUAUCUAGUUGCAGCGACACGAGCAGUAUGGCGCUGCUUCCAGACAAGCACUUCGGAACCAACUGCGGUGACAAAAACGAGCUCCCGCAGCUGACAUGGAAUGACGCACCAUUCAAUGCUGGGUCAUUUGCCUUAAUUAUCGCGGAUACGUCAUCGAGCAGGAAACCCGUUGCGCAUCUCAUCGCGUGGGACAUUCCUGCGUCUGUCACUAGUUUAGGAUCCCAAACCAAUUUUUCCACGAUUGGAGCUGUCACUGGCACCAACGGCAACGGCGAUACAGGCUACACAGGCCCCUGCCCCGAGAAGCAUGCUUGCGUCAAAAUCUCCGUGUUUGCUUUGCGGCCUUCAUCUCUCGAGUUGCCCAGCUCCAGGACGUACGAAGAGCUUCAGAAGAAGCUCCUAGAACUAUCGGAAAAAGGAAAUCUUCUGGACAUUGCCAGCCUUUACACCAUUGCAGUACCCCACCAGCCAGAUCGUGUACGGACCGAAGCUUGA